UCCAUCCAAGGAACAGCAAUCUUAGCACACCUGUGCCGACGAGCGUUGCCAUAUAAAUAACCACACGACGUUAGGGUUAGGGUUUUCAGAGUGGAAACGAAGGAGAGGAGGCGGAGAGAGAUCGAGCGAUCAAGAUGCAGAUCUUUGUCAAAACCCUCACCGGGAAGACCAUCACCCUCGAGGUCGAGUCCUCUGACACAAUCGACAACGUCAAGGCCAAGAUCCAAGAUAAAGAAGGAAUUCCACCGGACCAACAGCGUUUGAUCUUCGCCGGGAAGCAACUCGAGGAUGGACGAACGCUAGCUGAUUACAACAUCCAGAAAGAGUCGACACUUCAUCUGGUGUUGAGGUUGAGGGGUGGUAUCAUCGAGCCCUCGCUCAUGGCCCUUGCCAGGAAAUAUAACCAGGACAAGAUGAUCUGUAGAAAGUGUUAUGCUCGCCUGCAUCCUAGGGCUGUGAAUUGCCGUAAGAAGAAGUGCGGUCAUAGCAACCAGUUGAGGCCUAAGAAGAAAAUCAAGUAAACCCUGCCUGAGCUGGAUUCCGCAUUUUUAGCUGUUUCUGAUUUGGGAUAUAUGAGACCUUUUUUUUUGUUUCUGAUAUGCAUUUUAAGCUGCAUGUUAUUUUUCUUACCCAGUUUAUCAGGGAAUACAGACUGCCUUUAGGUUCUUGAUAAGUGCUGGAAAGGUGAAUUUUCAAUGCAUGUUAUGUCUUUUCGGAGUAAUGCGAUCUGUUCUUUUCUCGUCUUA
Phoenix dactylifera (date palm) is the source of this 746-nucleotide messenger RNA. RefSeq names its product ubiquitin-ribosomal protein eL40 fusion protein. Gene Ontology annotation, molecular function: structural constituent of ribosome; protein binding. Gene Ontology annotation, biological process: translation. The record is from RefSeq and is a predicted model, not a curated record. Gene Ontology annotation, cellular component: ribosome. Lineage: Eukaryota; Viridiplantae; Streptophyta; Magnoliopsida; Arecales; Arecaceae.